Molecule: messenger RNA, 606 nt
Organism: Penicillium expansum
Lineage: Eukaryota; Fungi; Ascomycota; Eurotiomycetes; Eurotiales; Aspergillaceae
Exons: 2
Coding region: 1-606 (201 amino acids)
Source: RefSeq, a predicted model, not a curated record
AUGUCUUCAGAGUUUCACGCCCCGGAAGCACUUCGGGCAGCUCUCUCAGCGCUCGGAAAUGCACUCGGCGACGAAAAAUACGCUCUUGUCGGUGGCAGUGCCUGUACAGCACUAGGCUCCGAACGAGCAACCCAAGAUAUUGACUUUGUUGUCCUUCGGGGCCAAACUCCUGCUGUGAGAAAUCUGCUGCGGAGUUCUCCGGACUUUGAGGUUGAAGCAAGGACAUAUCACACAUGGUAUAGGGCUGAAAAGCCUGUGGAGAUCGAGAUCCUCGCGCCUGCUGCUUUGUUCCGGGAAACAUUCGAUGAAACGACCGAAGUGAUCACACUUGGAAACUUAAAGGUUUUGAAGCCGGCAUUGCUUCUGAAUGCAAAAUGCGGGUCUAUCCCCAAUCGGGCCAGUGACGCUAAAAAGAGAACCGAUGCUCAAGAUAUUAUUUUCCUUCUUGGUUACUGCGCUGAAAAUUCCGACCACCUUCCAAAGGCUUCUGAGGUCCCAAACGCAAGCAAAGACUUAGUUAAAGCCUUCAUCCGAAAGUACGGCGGCGAGGAAUCUUGGAUUAGGGCUGGCUAUGACCUGCAGAUGGGCUGUUUCACAAGAAACUGA